Messenger RNA from Papaver somniferum (opium poppy), 672 nucleotides. RefSeq lists its product as uncharacterized. Bases 1 to 672 code for a protein of 223 amino acids. The record is from RefSeq and is a predicted model, not a curated record. Lineage: Eukaryota; Viridiplantae; Streptophyta; Magnoliopsida; Ranunculales; Papaveraceae. The transcript is spliced from 2 exons.
AUGGGAGCUAUAAUUUUGAUGGAAGAAAUACCGGCACCACCAAAUGCGGGAAAUGAGCCACCACCAGGGAGGAGAAGUAGAGAAUUUUGUGCUUAUCAUCGCUUCCAUGGUCACACAACAAAUAAUUGUAGGGACAUAAAGAAAAUCAUACUGCGAAUGAUAGAUCAAGGGAAGUUAGAUCACUUUUUGGUACAACAACUGCAGAAUUUACCUCCACCACCACCAGAAGGUCGCACACAAGGUACGAAUACAAGAAGAAAUACCUAUUUGAUUGAGGUAGGUGCCAAGGCAAAGAAUCUAUACUGUAAUUCGAUAAUACAUUCGUUCAAGAACAUAGAAGACUUCCAUGAUAAUAUCUUGAGGAGAGUUUACGCGAGGGAUAGUGAUGGAAGAGAGAUAUUGAAUCUUGCGAAGUUAUCGCCCUUAAAAGAUUGGCAGAAGCAACUUAUUUCCUUCAACGCAGAAGAAGUACCUGGAGGUGGAGAACCACACGAAAGUCCUUUAGUGGUAAAGUUGGAAAUAAACUUAACAGCAAAAACUAAUGAAGAGGAAGACACGGAUACAUGGGAUAUUAACAGAAUACUAAUAGAUCCUGAAUCACCUUACAAUGCUUUGAUUGGAAGACCAUUGUUGCAUGGUAUUCUAGGGGUGGAUACAGUCGCACGGUUAUAA